AUGCAUGAACAUUGUUGUGAAAGAGGGACCAUAGUAUCCUCAACGACUAGCCUUGCAGACUCGAUUUACAACUUUCGUGUGGAGAAUGGGCGCACAUAUCAUCGAUACAAGGAUGGAAAAUACUCCUAUCCCAAUGAUGAGAGGGAAAGUGACGGACUGGAGUCAAGAGUACCGCCCAACGUAACGUAUGAGGUGGACGACAUCGCAGAACCGCGGACGUUCUCUUUGCCAUUUGACUACAUUCACAGUCGAAUGAUAACCUCUAGCAUAUCUGAUUGGAGACGACUCAUUCAAAAUGCCUUUGAUAAUCUCACGCCCGGUCGCUACCUCGAGCUCCAGGAGAUGGAUCUCAUGCCCCAGUCCGAUGACGGUAGUCUAAAACCCGACGCUGCGAUUGUGCGGUGUUUUGCUCUCCUUGGGAAGGCGGCGACGGCUCUUAACCGAUCCUUUCAAGACAUCCCGGAUCUCGUCAAUGUGAUGAAAGACAUAGGUUUCGUCGACGUCUCAAUCAAGAAGGUGAAGUGGCCAACGAAUACGUGGCCCAAGGAGCAACACUAUAAACUGCUAGGGGAAUGGGCCCACGAGAAUUGCAUGUCGGGGAUCGAGGGUUGGACCAUGGCACCUUUGACACGCGGCCUUGGCUGGAGUAAACAAGAAGUUGAGGUCUUUCUGAUCGAGCUGCUAAAAGAAUUCAAGGACCGAAGCAUUCAUGCAUACUGGCCUUGUUAUGGACUAUAUGGAAGAAAGCCUGAAGCUACAUGUAGGUGA
Molecule: messenger RNA, 768 nt
Organism: Colletotrichum acutatum
Lineage: Eukaryota; Fungi; Ascomycota; Sordariomycetes; Glomerellales; Glomerellaceae
Product: S-adenosyl-L-methionine-dependent methyltransferase
Exons: 7
Coding region: 1-768 (255 amino acids)
Source: RefSeq, a predicted model, not a curated record